Messenger RNA from Papilio xuthus (Asian swallowtail), 365 nucleotides. Its product is annotated as transcription intermediary factor 1-beta-like. The record is from RefSeq and is a predicted model, not a curated record. The transcript has 4 exons. Gene Ontology annotation, molecular function: zinc ion binding; ubiquitin protein ligase activity. NCBI's taxonomy places the organism in Eukaryota, Metazoa, Arthropoda, Insecta, Lepidoptera, Papilionidae. The annotation marks the transcript as partial.
GUGCUCGAGAAGAUGGCGCUCGAGCAAGCCGGCGCAGGUGCGGGGGGUGCGGGCGGCGGCGCGGGCGAGCAGCAGUGCAACAGCUGCGAGGACCCGGAGCCCGCCACCAGCUACUGCGUCGACUGCGCAGAGUUCAUCUGCGACAGCUGCGUCAGCGCGCACCAGAGGCUGAAGAUAACCAAGGACCACACCAUCAAGUCGAAGGAGGAGGCGGUGGCGGAGCUGCAGGCGGCGCAGGCCAGCGCGCGCUCCGCACAGGACAUGUUCUGCCGCGACCACCCCCAGGAGCGGCUGAGCCUCUUCUGCGAGACGUGCGACCGGUUGACCUGCCGCGACUGUCAGCUGCAGCACCACCGCGACCACAA